AAAAAAGAAAGAACCAAAACCUCUACAGAACGAAACGAACCGUUUUGAUUCAAGUUUAUAUUUCCUCGUUAAUUUAUCCAUAAGUCAAUCCGUCGAAGCUUCUCGGUAGUCGAAACUGACCCAUGGCAGCCGCUGUUUGUGGAAGUAAAAGAUCGUUCUUCGAAGAUAUUACUGCUUCGCCUCCCAUUUCCAAACGGCUCCGCUGUGGCUCUGCUUCUCCGACUAAGCUCUCUCCGCCGCUGGAAACGCUCCUCGAUCAGCUUCGAGCGGUUUUUCCUCAAAUGGAUCCUCAGCUUCUAGAAAGGGUGCUGGAAGAAUGUGACAAUGAUUUAGAUUUUGCAAUCAAGAAGUUGAAUGAGUUUUGUCUAGGAACAACUGAGGAGAAGUUGGACUCUGUGGAAGAAUUAAAUGCUAGUGCUAAUCAAGGUAAAACUGCCAUGGAUGAAAAUGCUACUGCUUCUGACUGUCCAUCAGAGCCAAACAAGCUUCCAGUUGAUGGUGCAGAGUGGGUGGACUUGUUUGUGACAGAAAUGAUGAGUGCUACUAAUAUGGAUGAUGCCAAAGCCCGUGCCUCAAGACUGCUGGAGAUUUUAGAGAAAUCCAUCAUGACGCAUACUGCUGAUGAGGCAUCUCGAAGUUUUCUGAAGGAAAAUAUGAUGCUGAAGGAACAAAUUGAAAUAUUGAUCAGAGAGAAUGCUGUACUCAAACGUGCUGUGGCUAUUCAACAUGAACGUCAGAAAGAGUAUGCUGGUAAAAACCAAGAGUUGCAACAUUUGAAACAAUUGGUCUCUCAGUAUCAUGAACAAUUGAGAACUCUGGAGGUAAACAACUAUGCAUUGACAAUGGACUUGAGACAGGCUCAGCAGUGCAGCUCCAUACCUGGACGAUUCCACCCGGACAUCUUCUAAUAAAAAGUAAGACUAGAGAAAUGGAAGUUCAGUCUAUUGCAAUAGCACCAUGACAAGUGAACUACAAUGUCUUAUGAUUUUAUAUUGUCUUGGUCAUAGAUGCUGUCUUCUUUACUGUCUCCCAGUUCAAUAUACAUGCUGUGGCACAGAAAAUGUGUUAAUCAAUUUCCAGUUUACUAAAAAACUUCCAAAAGUUGAAAAAUCAGUUUUGUUGGAGUUAUUUGAUUAUCAUGUUGAGUCCGUCUACAAAUUUGGGAUUUGUUAUUUUCUGUUGGCUAAUCUAUUUGUGCCUUGUCUUGCAUGUACUUUUAUCUUAUAUGAAAUGCCAAAUGGGGAUAAUUCGUGGUAA
Mangifera indica (mango) is the source of this 1257-nucleotide messenger RNA. RefSeq lists its product as uncharacterized. The coding region runs from base 123 to 908 and encodes 261 amino acids. The transcript has 4 exons. The record is from RefSeq and is a predicted model, not a curated record. Gene Ontology annotation, molecular function: ubiquitin binding. NCBI's taxonomy places the organism in Eukaryota, Viridiplantae, Streptophyta, Magnoliopsida, Sapindales, Anacardiaceae.